This is a messenger RNA of Spodoptera litura, 333 nucleotides long. RefSeq lists its product as uncharacterized. Gene Ontology annotation, cellular component: mitochondrial intermembrane space. Gene Ontology annotation, biological process: mitochondrial respiratory chain complex IV assembly. Lineage: Eukaryota; Metazoa; Arthropoda; Insecta; Lepidoptera; Noctuidae. The record is from RefSeq and is a predicted model, not a curated record.
AUUUGGUAGCGUAAUACAUAAAUUUUUAUUUAUCUGUUAUCAGCUGAUUAACAGAGAGGUUAGAAAUUUAGAAUUUGUUUUUGUAAUUUCCUGUCGAUUAAUUGUAUUUUAAACGAAAAUGACUGUCAAACCUCGUGAAAGACCAGCAGAUCCUGACGAUGACCCUGUAGAAGCGAUGCUAAAGAAAACAGGCUGCUUGGAAUUACACUACAAAGUACAGGAAUGCAUAGCUACAACCAAAGAUUGGAGGAAGUGCCAGACAGAAGUGAACGAUUUCAGAGACUGUAUCAACAAACACAAGAAACCUGAAGUAAAAAGUUAAUUUAGUUAUUA